Messenger RNA from Argentina anserina (silverweed cinquefoil), 1939 nucleotides. Its product is annotated as serine/threonine-protein kinase SRK2E. Gene Ontology annotation, cellular component: nucleus. NCBI's taxonomy places the organism in Eukaryota, Viridiplantae, Streptophyta, Magnoliopsida, Rosales, Rosaceae. The coding region runs from base 538 to 1629 and encodes 363 amino acids. Gene Ontology annotation, molecular function: protein serine/threonine kinase activity; ATP binding. Gene Ontology annotation, biological process: protein phosphorylation; intracellular signal transduction. The transcript has 9 exons. The record is from RefSeq and is a predicted model, not a curated record.
AUCACCCCCCAAAAUAUAACUCAGAGAGAGAAACAGAACACAACUAGAAGUAGUACUCAACAGAGGAAGAGAGAAGCUUUAAGAUGGUUGAGUUCACGAGCUUUAACCUAAGCCCUCUGCAACUAGUCCCCUGAAACCAAAUCACCAAAAAAAAAAAACAAAGAAAGAAAAAAACCCAGAAUUAUUUCAAAGCAAAAACUCAAAAAGCUUGCAUCUUUGAUCAAAGAAGAGAAAACCCACCAUUUUUGAGGUGGGUGGAAGCUUCACGGGGUCGUCACACAUCUCAGUCUCUAUCUUCUACCACCCACCCAAAACCAAAACCACCCUUUUCCCAUCAAUCCAGUGGUCCACUUCCCGCCACGUCACCGCCGGCCUGAUCAAUUCUCUUGGCCAUCGUCAUCAUCAGCAGCGGUGUCUAUAAUGUAAUAGAGAAAGGAAAGCUCGCAGCUUUGUGGAGGGAGUGAAUUGGGUUUCUGGGUUGUUGUGUAUAGUUGAGAUCUUUUGUUGUGUUUAUAUAUAGAGUUAUAGAGUUUGGAGAUGGAUCGUUCUAUGCUGACAGUUGGGCCGGGUAUGGAUAUGCCGAUUAUGCACGACAGUGAUCGGUACGAGCUUGUUAAAGAUAUCGGGUCGGGUAAUUUUGGGGUGGCCCGGCUCAUGAGGGACAAGCAGACUGAGGAGCUUGUUGCUGUCAAGUACAUAGAGAGAGGUGAGAAGAUUGAUGAAAAUGUACAGAGAGAAAUUAUAAACCACAGGUCAUUGAGGCAUCCUAACAUUGUUCGAUUCAAAGAGGUGAUAUUGACACCAACUCAUCUUGCUAUUGUGAUGGAAUAUGCAUCUGGAGGAGAGCUGUUUGAGCGGAUAUGCAACGCAGGGCGGUUCAGUGAGGAUGAGGCACGCUUCUUCUUUCAACAACUCAUAUCAGGAGUCAGCUACUGUCACGCGAUGCAAGUGUGCCAUCGAGACCUGAAGUUGGAGAACACAUUGUUAGAUGGAAGUCCUGCUCCUCGUUUAAAAAUAUGUGACUUUGGCUAUUCAAAGUCUUCAGUGCUACAUUCGCAACCAAAAUCAACUGUUGGAACCCCUGCAUAUAUUGCUCCAGAAGUGUUACUUAAGAAAGAAUAUGAUGGCAAGAUUGCAGAUGUCUGGUCAUGUGGGGUGACCUUAUAUGUCAUGUUGGUGGGUGCAUACCCAUUUGAGGAUCCUGGGGAGCCUAAGAACUUCCGCAAGACAAUACAUCGUAUAACGAGUGUUCAGUACUCAAUUCCCGAUUAUGUUCAUAUAUCUCCAGAGUGCCGUCAUCUGAUCUCAAGAAUUUUUGUGGCGGAUCCAGAGAAGAGGAUAACAAUUCCUGAAAUUAGGAACCACGAGUGGUUUCUAAUGAAUCUUCCAGCAGAUCUCAUGGUUGAAAACACCAUGAACAGCCAGUUUGAAGAACCUGAUCAACCCAUGCAAAGCAUAGAUGAGAUCAUGCAGAUAAUUGCUGAGGCUACAAUACCGGCUGCUGGGACCAACAAUCUCAACCAGUAUCUUGCUGGCAGCCUGGACAUUGACAACAUGGAGGAGGAUCUUGAUACAGAUCCUGACGACCUUGACAUCGACAGCAGUGGGGAAAUAGUGUAUGCAAUUUGAUAUUAUUUUCAGUCACAAGGCUGCAGCUAUAGGGUUGGACUAAGGGCUUUUAACCUUCCGUGGCAGCGGAGGGUUCUGGUUGGAAAUAUUUCUUUCCUGUUUUUAGAGUCUGUCCUCCUGGCUUGUGUUUCUGUUUUCUUUUCUCAUCUUUUUUUCAGCGAUCUACUUUUGUUCAUUUGUAAUGCUUUGAUCUGCCACUAAUUACUAGUGGCAUUUAUGUAUUGCUUAUGUACUUGUCACAACUCACAAGUAAUGUAACAAGUGGUACCUACUGUUGCUGAAAAUGUAUAAUUGGCUGACCCUUUCUAUA